Colletotrichum orchidophilum is the source of this 1110-nucleotide messenger RNA. RefSeq lists its product as uncharacterized. The record is from RefSeq and is a predicted model, not a curated record. The coding region runs from base 1 to 1110 and encodes 369 amino acids. The transcript is spliced from 4 exons. NCBI's taxonomy places the organism in Eukaryota, Fungi, Ascomycota, Sordariomycetes, Glomerellales, Glomerellaceae.
AUGUCUCUCGCGCCACACGCUUCGGCGUACCUGGUUGCCAACACGAUGGUGGCUCUCGUGACGGUGUUGGUGGUUGCGCUGCGGGUCGUCUCUCGUGUGCUGGCGGGGUCUAGGCUGGGAUGGGAUGACUACUUUACGCUGUUUGCUGUUCCUCAGGGACUCGCUCUGUUGGCGAUACAAGGUCUUUGGACGUCGGCUGGCCUUGGGUAUGAGCUAUCGAAGAUCGGAUCGAACUGGACAUUUAUGGAAACUCUCUUCCUCCCCUCGGACACCAUCUUCGGUUUCGCUAGCCUGACCACGAAGCUUAGCGUCCUCUUCUUCUACCUCCGCGUCUUUACGAGCCCACCGAUGCGCUUGGCGACCAAGGUAGGCUUCGCCAUCGUCAUCGUCUGGGGCGUCGGCAACAUCCUCCAGACCUUGCUGGUCUGCCACAUCACCGACAGGAAAUGGCACGCCACAGACCCGGAAAUUUGCCGCGAGCACGAGGUGAGAAUCCUCUCAACGGGGCUAUUCAACUGUAUCACCAAUACCGUCAUCAUGCUGGUGCCUCUGUACACGAUCUGGAGCCUGACAAAGGUCAGCGUGUCAACGCGAUGGGGGCUCAGCGGCGUCUUUUUGUUGAAUCUCAUUGCCAUCGUCGCUUCCAUCGUCAGACUCCGCAUCAUGAUAAAUGUCUACACCCUGGCGCAAAUCGUCCGAAACCUGCCCGCCGCGACCUUUUUGACGGUCCUCGAGACGAACCUGACCAUCCUCUGCAACAGCCUGCCAAUGCUCCUGCCGCUGUGGGCCUUUUGGAAGCACCGUCGCUUCGAGACGGACGAGUACGUGUCGAGGUUGGGCGGCAAUAGCCAGUCGUGCAAGCACGAGCACCUGGUGGAGGACCUGACCAACGGAAUCCCGCUCGAGACAAUCUACGGCAAGAAUGAGGUCCAUUUUACGACGACGGUGACUGGGAGGGGGGAGCUGCGGCGGCGGUCGAACGGGACGGACGAGGACGAUGUUUCGGAGACGGAGUCGAUGCAGAGGCUGCCGAGGAACGCGCAGGCGAUUACCAUUGAGACGAAGUGGUCUAUUGUGGAGGAGACGACAAAGGAUUGUGGGCGGGCUUGA